AUGACAAGCCACAACCACUUCUACAAGAUCUUGGACAACGCCCCACGAGAGCCACUCCCUGAGACUCUUCCUCUCUCGGAGCUUGACAAGAAAGAUGGCUUCAUCCACCUAAGCACCGCAAACCAGAUCAAGGAGACGGCCAACCUCUUCUUCUCCAAGACCGAGAAGCUAUGGCUCCUCAAACUUCGCGUGGAGACUCUCAAGAAGGAUGGAAACAUUGAGUGGAAUUCGGACAUCCCAGGCUGUCCCCAUCUUCACGAUAGCCAACAAGGGCUGGGAAAGUCGAACGUUGAAGCCAUCAUUGUCGCGGAGAAGGGCAAUCAUGGUUCAUGGAAGGAGGUACCAGAGCUGCUUAAUCUCGAAGACUAG
Molecule: messenger RNA, 369 nt
Organism: Fulvia fulva
Lineage: Eukaryota; Fungi; Ascomycota; Dothideomycetes; Mycosphaerellales; Mycosphaerellaceae
Exons: 1
Coding region: 1-369 (122 amino acids)
Source: RefSeq, a predicted model, not a curated record